AUGGAGGACGCGGUGGCCGGGCCCCGGCUCCGGGCGGCGGCCGAGGCGGCCGAGUCGCGGGCGCAGCCCGGGGUGACGCUGCGGCCCUUCGCGCCGUUCUCGGGGGCGGCCGAGGCCGACGAGGGCGGCGGCGACUGGAGCUUCAUCGACUGCGAGAUGGAGGAGGUGGACCUGCAGGACCUGCCCAGCGCCACCAUCGCCUGCCACCUGGACCCGCGCGUGUUCGUGGACGGCCUGUGCCGGGCCAAAUUUGAAUCCCUCUUUAGGACAUACGACAAGGAUAUCACCUUUCAGUAUUUUAAGAGCUUCAAACGAGUCCGAAUAAACUUCAGCAACCCCUUAUCUGCGGCAGAUGCCAGGCUCCAACUGCAUAAGACUGAAUUUCUCGGAAAGGAAAUGAAAUUAUAUUUUGCCCAGACUUUACACAUAGGAAGUUCCCACCUGGCUCCCCCAAAUCCAGACAAGCAGUUUCUGAUCUCUCCUCCCGCCUCGCCUCCAGUUGGUUGGAAACAAGUGGAAGAUGCUACUCCCGUAAUAAAUUACGAUCUGUUAUAUGCUAUCUCCAAGCUGGGGCCAGGGGAAAAGUAUGAAUUGCACGCCGCGACUGACACCACUCCGAGCGUGGUGGUCCACGUGUGUGAGAGCGAUCAGGAGAACGAAGACGACGACGAGAUGGAACGAAUGAAGAGACCCAAACCAAAAAUCAUCCAGACCCGAAGGCCAGAGUACACGCCCCUGCACUUAAGCUGAACUGGCACCCCCGGGGGGCAGAAGUAUUCCGAAUCACACUCGCGGGGAGGCAUCUUGUACUGGGGAAGUGGCCGCUCACGACCUGGGAGGUGGCAGCCGUGAUGGGCGGGGCAGACAUUCCAGCGCGCCUGCUCAGAAGGGAACCCGGGCUCCGCCCCCUAGUUCUGAUGCUCCGCCUCCGCCAGCGUUCCUGGCUUCCGGGAACGUCCUGGGCCAAUCACUGAGCUCCGGGUGAUCGCACAAGGACAUUUGGGCCCAGCUCGAUGCAAACUGAUCACGAUAGUGUUUCCUAAUUGUCCUUCUCUGGUAGGUUCUGUGUUUGUCAAGGGCAGCUUCAUCACCGGGUGUGGGGAGAGCCUUCUGAGGCUGACCAGCCUACGGGGUAGGCUCUCUCUACUGGGAGGAAGAGGCACCGCGAAGCCACAAAGUGGUGCGGAAACGUGAAAACGAGAACAACGCAAAUGUGGGAUUUGUAGUGUCUCAUUCUUUUCCCCCCUCAUGUUCUAAUGUUUGUGCAUGUAUAUUACUGAUUUCCAAACUAACCUUUGUUCGUGUAUAGAGUUACGCCAUUGUUGUUUUGCAUCUUUUGGGAAGACGGGAAAGCAUUUGGAACAUCUGUCACCUUUGCAGAUUCAUGACUGUCUUUGCAACAGCACUCACACGGGGCAUCCCAGCUGGAAUACAUCCAGCCCGCCUCCUAUCCGAUGCCGCGUCUACCUUGUGCAUUGGCAAAAGAAGUCGAUCUGAAAUUCCUAUGUCGAGUUUUGCUUUAUAAAAUUCAGAGAAUAGCAGU
Odobenus rosmarus divergens (Pacific walrus) is the source of this 1543-nucleotide messenger RNA. RefSeq names its product regulator of calcineurin 1 (gene RCAN1). Gene Ontology annotation, biological process: calcium-mediated signaling. Gene Ontology annotation, cellular component: cytoplasm; nucleus. Gene Ontology annotation, molecular function: nucleic acid binding; calcium-dependent protein serine/threonine phosphatase regulator activity. Lineage: Eukaryota; Metazoa; Chordata; Mammalia; Carnivora; Odobenidae. Bases 1 to 750 code for a protein of 249 amino acids. The record is from RefSeq and is a predicted model, not a curated record. The transcript has 4 exons.